GAAUGCACGACCGCUGGCUAGUCGGUGAUUGACAGAACUACAACUCCCAGCAUCACUUGAAAGCAGCCUGGGAGGAGGCGCGGUUGUCCCCGUUGUUGCCGAAGUGUAGGCCUCAGCUGAAAAAAAUGCUGCUAGCACCCCAGGAAGGGUUGGCCUCUAAGAAGAGAAUGAAGCCGAGUCGCUGGCAACGGUUCUCAAGGAAGCUGAAUCCCAAGACGUCGUUUGACCCUGACAGUGUUGGGCACUGGAUUAAGAGAGUGGAGAAAGCUUCAGAAUUUGCCAUUUCGAAUACAUAUUCCGCCACAAGUGCAUAUUUACCUGGAAGGCUUUGGCAACAUGCAGUAGAUCUGGAAACAUGUGAACAAGCAGAGUAUCAUAAUGACGUCUAUGAAGAAGCUCAGGAGCUAGUCAGUGACUGGCUAAACAACAAACUUAAGCAAGAAUUAGCAAGUGAUGGAGAAGGGGAAAACACUGCACCAAGCAGUGUUCUAGACACCCAUGGCCAUUUGAAGUAUGACAAGUUUGAUGAUUUAUGUGGCUAUUUGGAGGAAGAAGAGGAAAGUGCCAGUGUUCAAAAAUUUAUAGAGCAUCUGCUCCAUAAAGAAGUGGUGGAUUCUAAGAUGAUGGAAGAGCUUGGAAUGAAGGAAAACCAAGGCAAGAGGCAGCAGAAGGAUCCUCGUCUUACCAUGGAGAUGAGACAUAAGCAGGUCAAAGAAAAUCGCUUAAGACGUGAGAAACAACUGGAGUUCCAGGGAAUGGAAAAUGCCCUGAAAAAAGCAGCUUUCUUGGAGGCUCAGUGCCUAGUUCAAGAAGAAAAGAGAAGGAAGGCUGUACAGGCCAAGAAAGAGAAGGAGGGGAUUCAGAGAGAGAUGAUAAAGCUGCGGAGGGAGAUAAUUGAAAGAAGACACACUGUGGAAGAAGCAUGGAAAAUAGAAAAGAAAAGGCAAGAAGAAAAUUCUCAGAGGAAUCCAGAGGAAAAAAUGACGGAAAGUGCUCACAUACAUCAGGGUGAGGAAAAAGUUGAAAAAGAAAGAAAAAGAAAACUGAGGGAAAUACUAAUCCGGACUUUCAAGGAAAAUCACCAGUGUCAAAAACGGUAUUUUUCUGCCUGGCAUAAGCUGAUACUGGAUCAUAGGAUUAAGCUGGGGAAAGCAGGGACCCUGUCUGACUGGAAGCUUCAACUGAAGGUUCUGCGAGCCUGGAGAGACCACACACGAUCCCAGAAGUUGGAGCGGGAGACUCAAGCCUUGGAAAAUGACCUUAGGGAGGAGAACAGAAAACAACAGCUGGCUACUGAGUUUAACCGGAAACAAGUUCUUCGAUACUGCUUUGCUGAAUGGCAGCGUUGGCAUGCUUCAGAAGUUAUAAAGAGGGAGGUGGCUGUAGCAAAAGAGCAAACGAGGAAGAAAAUGGAAGAACUGCUGAAGGCAGCCUCCCUUGGGAAACUCAGUUCUAAUGGGUCAUCAGGUCUCCAUCUUCUUACUGAGGCAUCAGCCGUGGUGGACCUGCCAGUAGGAAGUGGAGAGGUCUCUCUCAUGUCCCCUUUGUGGGAAAAGCCACCUCUGGAGAGCAAUGGUUAUACCCUCAACCAUUCGCUAGGAAUAACAACGAAGGGUAAUUCUCAGGGUCCUCUCCCAAAUGUCUCUGGGAGCACACCUGGCCCCAAGCAGCCCCCACCUCCAGGUGCUGAGACCUCCGAACAGCCUGGGAGCCAUGAAAAACCUGGGGCCACUAGCCAGGUAACAGAACCAGUUUGUGUGGGGCAUUUCCACUGCCACCAUGUCUACCAGCAACAGCUGAUUGAGAAGCAAAGGAAGAAACUUGAGGAACAGCAGAAAACCAUUCAGAAGCUGAAGAAAAACCAGAGGUUGGCAGAGGCACGGUGGGCAGCUGAGCGGGCCGCAGCAGGCACAGAAGCACAGGGCUGCCUUCAGCCAAAGCCCAGAGGAGCAGCAGAGCCCCAGGGAACCUGCCAGAGGCUUCUGAAGUGUGAAGAUAGAACUGAUUCCAGAAAUUCUCUUUCUGCAUCUAAAAGGACCCCAAUGAAGCCGACAGCACCCCAUCCCUUCCUGAAAGCCAUGGAAGAGAGAGCAAUUCAACGAGCUGAACGUAGGCGGAUCUUGGCAGAAAGGAAGAAAAAACAAGAAGAAGACAAAUUGGCUCAGCUAAAGGCCCAAGAAGAAGAACGCCAAAAGAAGGAAGCAGAAGAAAAGGAAGCUCAGCUGGAGAGAAGACGAGAGGAAAAGAGGCUGAAGAAGAUGAAAGAACUAGAGAAACAGAAGAGAAUUAAAAGAAAUCAAGAGUUGGAAGCAGUAGCCAAAGAUCACUAUGAAAAGAUCUUGCUAAAGAAAAAAGGCCUGGAGCCCUGGAAGAAACUGAGAAUGCAAAGCAAGCAAAACACUGAGAUAGCAGAAGAACAUCACUCUCUGGCUCUACAAAGAAAAUGCCUGCUCAGCUGGUUCCAGUGUAGCCAGGAAAGUCUGGCUAUGAAGACAGCCAAGGCUGAUCAGUUUUAUUCCCAACUAUUGUGUAGAAAAGUCUUCCAAAGCUGGCUCCAGUAUAUCAAUGAUCUGGAGAAAGAAGUCAGAAAACUCUUCACCCACUUACUACUAAAGAAGGUUUUCAGGGCCUGGUUGACCUUGGUCAGGGAGCUGAGAAUUGAGUCUCAGAGAAAGCUUGAGACUGCAGGAGAACACUGUGACAGGAAGAUUCUCAGUGCCACACUCCAGACAUGGAAGGCAUUUGUAAAACUUUCCAAAGAAGAACGAGUAAAGGAAGAACGGCGAGACCAGCUCCGCCGGAAGGUCACCGAAAUCCUUCCAGACUUCCAGGCACUAGCACCAUUGUGAUGGCUGCAUACCAGUAGCUAACUACUUGUCCUCCAAAGAAGUCUUUGGUGAUGGGAUGUGUUGUCUCCACCCACACACCUACCUGAGCCUCGUUUACUUUCUAGAUGUGUCAUAAACCAGUAGAAUUAUCUUGGGAAUUUAUUUUUCCAUCUUGAUCUUUCCUAGCUUGUUAGGCAUCUGUUGUAAUGUCUCAUAGUGGGGUCACUCAAAAGCAGAAUAGAGCACAACCGUUGAGUGUAUUAGAUAUAUUUUUAGCAUAAUAAACUUUUAAAAGAAUGAGUGUUUGCCUGCCUGGACUGGACUUGUGAAAGCAAUUGUGUCCUUAUCGCUUCCUAUGAGCUGCUUGUAAAUGUAACGUUGGACAGAAACAGAAAGCAGUGAGGAUGGAAAAAGAGCAUGACUGGCCAGUGUUCUUGACCACAGCAUGAGUGACGGGUGUCCAACAGGCCCUAUUCCAUCCACUGGCAAAGCAUGAUUAAAGGGUUCUCUACAGAGCUGCAGCCAGGUGCAGGGGUUUACCCUGACUUCCAAGCAGCUAGGACACCCAAGCACCUUGACAAGCAUGAAGAAGCCAACAGCUAAUAACAGCUCCAGCAAGAACCAGCCAGCCCCUCAUCAAAAUGCCUAGCCAUGCUCCCAACUGCAGCUUCUAAGUAAUCCAUCUGCUCUGUCUGCUUGGCCUGGCAACUUAUACUGAAUUCAAAGAAUGUUCUAAUAUUUAGGAUUCUAUAAAGACUUAUCAAAUGUUCCCUUCUGUGAACUUUUUUACACAGAAUCAUCUGCUAGGAAUUUUUUUUCCAUUAUAAAACAUAUCUUUAUUGUGACAAAGUCAAAUAGUCCACGAAUGUACACAGUAAGAUGAGAAAGAGCCUGGUAGCCCAGAACUUCUGAAUUGGUGAAAUAAAGCUG
Messenger RNA from Meriones unguiculatus (Mongolian gerbil), 3758 nucleotides. RefSeq names its product coiled-coil domain containing 191 (gene Ccdc191). The record is from RefSeq and is a predicted model, not a curated record. Gene Ontology annotation, molecular function: phosphatase binding. NCBI's taxonomy places the organism in Eukaryota, Metazoa, Chordata, Mammalia, Rodentia, Muridae. Bases 126 to 2849 code for a protein of 907 amino acids. The transcript has 17 exons.